Molecule: messenger RNA, 465 nt
Organism: Phycomyces blakesleeanus NRRL 1555(-)
Lineage: Eukaryota; Fungi; Mucoromycota; Mucoromycetes; Mucorales; Phycomycetaceae
Exons: 2
Coding region: 1-465 (154 amino acids)
Source: RefSeq, a predicted model, not a curated record
AUGAGAUUUUUUACUAGACAGCAAAAAAUAUGUGAAACAGAAGCUAAAAAAGUCAAUGAUGACAGAGAAAUGUUGAUUGUUGCUUCUGGUACUGCAGAAGAUAUAAAUUGGCAAGUUUGGUCAUUUGUAAAUGAAAAUACAAAAUAUUUUAUUCAGAUUGCAGAGCCAAACUUGAUUAUUUCCUGCAGCAGCUUCCAUUAUCAGCAAAGAUAUAAACCUUUCUCUACCUCUGAAACAGCUACAAUCACACCAACUAUCAGUCGUACAUCUGCUUUUAUACAGCAAUGUAUUGACAUCAAUCAAACACUUCGGUAUACAAACCAAGAUCUAUUGACUAUGCAACAGUAUAUGACUGAAGAUGAUGGUCAGACUUUGUUUGAUGCAUAUCAACGCUCUCUACAAGUCUUUCAGUCUAUAAAAAACAAAUAUGAAGUUCAUCUUCGCAGAUCUCAUACACAAGAAUAA